AUGACGGCGAACAAAGGUAUUACUCUCAUUAUGAAUGAGGGUUAUAAUGAAAACUGUCAUCCUCAAUUAGUAUCAAUCGAUUCAACUGUUCCAUAUAUUCAUGAAGCAAUCAACGCUCUCGAUAUUCAAUCAUCGUCGUCUCCUUUUAUUAUAGCCGAUUUUGGUUCAGCUCAUGGAUAUAAUUCAAUUCAUGCCAUGAAAGCGAUCAUUCAAUGUUUGAAAGAGACCAAAAAGGUAAAUGAUAGAAGAUCGUUUCUUGUUAUUCAUAAUGAUUUACCUACUAAUGACUGGACAAUAUUUUUUGAUCUUCUUAAUCAAGACAAUUCCUAUUACGGUGUAACUAGCGGUCAAUCUUUUUAUGAGCCAUGUCUACCACCGAAUUCGCUCUUCAUUGGCUAUUCGUCCACUUCACUCCAUUGGCUCUCACGUAAGCCAUGCAACAUAUCAAAUCAUUGUGCAUCCCUAUUUGCAAAAAACGACGAGCUCAAAGCAUUUCAAGAGCAAGCUCGUCUCGACUGGAAUCUCUUUCUUGAAUAUCGUUCACAUGAAUUGAUUCCUGGUGGUGUGCUCAUUCUCCUUAUUCCGUCUGUCGAUGAUCAAGGGUUUAACGGUUUCGAUAUUCUUAGAGAACUUCUUUAUAACUGUGCUCAAUCGCUACUAACCCCGCAAGAAUUACUCGAUUAUACGUUUCCAAUACAUGCUCGUUCAUAUUCAGAUUGUAUCGAUCAUCAACUAUUUGCUCGUUGUUGUUUGGAACUAAUCAAAUCCGAUUUCGGCUCAGUAGAAAUGCCCUUUAUCAAGCAAUGGAAAAACCAACAAAUGACACAGGAUGACUUCAUUCGAUCAAUGACACAGUACGUUCGUAGUUGGUCCGAGUCGACUCUUAAACAGGCACUCAUGGUAAAUAAUCGAUCAAAACAAGAUACAGAACAUAUAUUAAAUGAAUGUUGGUCUUUAUUUAGUCACAAAGCAAGAGAACAAUGGGAUCAAUUAUUAGACUUGCGCAUGAAUUUUACCUAUGUAGUUUUGAGAAAAAAGAAGGCAAGUCCUGAGUAA
This is a messenger RNA of Rotaria sp. Silwood2, 1056 nucleotides long. The record is from the annotation of a GenBank genome assembly. Lineage: Eukaryota; Metazoa; Rotifera; Eurotatoria; Philodinida; Philodinidae.